This is a messenger RNA of Diospyros lotus (date-plum), 1433 nucleotides long. RefSeq lists its product as uncharacterized. The record is from RefSeq and is a predicted model, not a curated record. The transcript is spliced from 5 exons. Lineage: Eukaryota; Viridiplantae; Streptophyta; Magnoliopsida; Ericales; Ebenaceae. The coding region runs from base 77 to 1273 and encodes 398 amino acids.
ACCGGUAAUUACCUUGACUUGCGACACAAAUCUGCUUCCUGAUCUUCAUUUUUGGCGGCGGCGGCUGCGGAAGGAAAUGGGGAAGCAGGGAAGGAAGCAGCGACACCAACACAAGGCUUCUCGUCCGCGCAGAGGAGCCUUCUUCAACCCCCAAGGAGAAGACCAAGACGAUGAACUGUACCCUAUUGACCCGCCUGAAAACGAAGAGGAAAGAGAGCAAGAAUCCGAGAAAGAUGAAGAAGGAGAAGGAGAGGGGCCAAGCGAAGACCCAAAUGACCAAAACCACCCAUCAAGCAUUGACAUUCCUUCCAAGUUUUCACUCUACCAGCAAUCUGUGCAGUCCCCAAAAGGAGACAUAACUUAUCUGCAGAAGUUCUUUUUGAUGUAUGUGGGUGGGAGGCUGCCCCUUCAUCUCCAGGAGGAUUUUUGUGGCACUGCUCUUCUUAGUACAGAAUGGCUUCGCAGUGACUCAAGAAGGACUGCUGUAGGAUUAGAUUUGGACCUUGAGGCACUUAAUUGGUGCUUGGAAAACAAUAUAGUAAAAAUUGGGGCUGAUGGUUAUUCAAGAAUAUCUCUGUUUCAUGGCAAUGUAUUGGAUCCUCAUGAUGCUAGAUUUGUCAAACUUGAAAAUCCAUACCUCAUAGGAAAUGUUUCUCUGAACAAUAAUGAAGAUGAUGGUUCAAAGGCAGUUCCACUUGAUUCAACUCUAGAAGGAAGGCCUAGUGGCCUUACUAAUAGCAAGUUGAUGAAGGACUUUCUAUUACCAGCAAGAGACAUUAUCUGUGCUUUUAACUACAGUUGUUGUUGUCUCCAUAGUCGAAUAGAGCUGGUUUCAUAUUUCAAGCAUGCCCGCAAUGCCUUGUCUAGAAGAGGUGGCAUAUUUGUCAUGGAUUUAUAUGGAGGCACAUCAUCAGAGUGUGAGCUUAGGCUGCAGAGAAAGUUUCCUAAUUUCACGUAUGUUUGGGAGCAAGCUGGCUUCGACAUUGUUCAGCGUAAAACAAGAAUUAGCCUCCAUUUUCACCUCCAAAAGCAGCAGAAAAAACUACGCCAUGCAUUUUCAUAUAGCUGGAGGCUGUGGUCGUUGCCUGAGAUCAAAGACUGCUUAGAGGAGGCAGGGUUUCAGUCCAUCCAUUUCUGGAUGCGGCAGAUGCCAGAUAGCGAUGAAAUCAGAAGCAUGGAGGGGUUCGGUUCUGCCAGAGAUGUUAAGUAUGAAGAGGUUUCGAGUUUCGAGCAACAAGAUUCAUGGAAUGCAUAUAUCGUUGGCGUUUCGUAGUAAUGGAUCUUUGCCAACUUAUGUUUGAUCUUACUGACAUCCUUCAUUAGUUUUCCAUUUACUUUCUUCAUCUUUUGAAUUGCUGCCAAGGGGCUGUAGGGAAUUAUAGACUGUUUCUUUUGAACUGUCAAUAUAUCCACAUGUUGUUACUCUUUUAAAA